Hibiscus syriacus is the source of this 717-nucleotide messenger RNA. RefSeq names its product transcription factor SCREAM2-like. Gene Ontology annotation, molecular function: sequence-specific DNA binding; DNA-binding transcription factor activity; protein dimerization activity. The record is from RefSeq and is a predicted model, not a curated record. Lineage: Eukaryota; Viridiplantae; Streptophyta; Magnoliopsida; Malvales; Malvaceae. Gene Ontology annotation, cellular component: nucleus. Gene Ontology annotation, biological process: regulation of DNA-templated transcription. The transcript is spliced from 4 exons. The coding region runs from base 73 to 555 and encodes 160 amino acids.
UAGGAUCCUAUAGAUUUGAGAGCUCAUCUUUUUAACACCCUCAGAGCGGAGAGUUGAAAAACACAAACAUCUAUGGUUUCUAGGGAGCACAAGAGAGCAGAACUGCAUGAAAAACUGCAACUUCUUCGUUCCAUUACUAACUCUCAUGCUAUGAACAAAGCAUCGAUUGUAGUAGAUGCAUCAAAGUAUAUCCAAGAGCUCAAACAGAAAGUUGAAAGACUGAAUCAAGAUAUAGCAGCUGCACAAUCUUCAAAUUAUCGAAAUCAUUUGCCUAUGCAGGUUACAGUGGAAACCCUAGAGAAGGGUUUUAUGAUAAAUGUAUUUUCAGACAAGAGCUGCCCAGGUCUGCUUGUUUCUGUAUUGGAAGCCUUUCAAGAACUGGGUCUUAAUGUUCUUGAAGCUAGGGUUUCUUGCAGUGACAGUUUUCGAUUACAAGCUGUUGGGGGUGAGAAUGAAGAGCAAAGUGAAUGUGUUAAUGCACAAGUGGUGAAACAAGCAGUGUUGGAAGCUAUUAAGAAUUGGAGUGAAAGUAGUGAACAACAAGAGUACUUAUAAUGGAUAUUUUUGUUGUUAUAUAUCCAUUAACUUUCUUAAUUCCACAUGCAUAUAUUUCUUUCAAAUUAUGUAGGGUUCUAAUUGGAAAUAAUGUUUUUUUAAUCAGCUAUUAAUCCCCAAUGUAAAAAAAAGUUGAGUAUUAAGUGAAGGUUAAUUAUGUUA